AUGGCUUCCAACCCCGUGAUCCUCUUCGUCCCCGGCUCGUUCGCGCCCGCUAAACUCUACACCACCGUCGUCGAAACCAUCAAGUCCGCUGGAUACGAGGUUGAGAUCUACGACCUGCCGUCUGCCUCUCGCACGCCGCCCCAGAAAUCCGCCGACAUGUAUGAAGACGCUGCUCUCUUCCGGGGAAAGGCGCUCGACAUCAUUCAGAGCGGCAAGACUGUCUUGCUAAUCGCGCAUUCGUACGGAGGCCUAGUGGCUUCGGAGGCAAUCAAAGGCCUGCACACUGACGCCAAAACGGGACCAGCUGUGGUGGGUUUCGUCGCCUUGGCGGCAUUGCUCAUCCCGGUAGGUGUGUCGCUGAAAGCUGGCAUGAGCGAGCCGCCCGCCUAUCUCAAGAUCGAGGCAAGUACACCAUACGAACAUAGGGCGUCGUCGAAGCCAUCCGCUAACUAG
Messenger RNA from Cyphellophora europaea CBS 101466, 453 nucleotides. RefSeq lists its product as uncharacterized. The transcript has a single exon. The coding region runs from base 1 to 453 and encodes 150 amino acids. Lineage: Eukaryota; Fungi; Ascomycota; Eurotiomycetes; Chaetothyriales; Cyphellophoraceae. The record is from RefSeq and is a predicted model, not a curated record.